ACUGUUUGGUAUCAGUCCUGUUUUGGUACUCCAAUCAGAUAGAUCUUAGAAAAAUAACAAAAUGUUCAAGCUUGUUUUAGUGUUGGUUCUGGCAGUGGCUGCUGUUUCCGCUCAAUGGGAAGGUGGAUAUGGUGGAGAUCAUCAUCAUCACCAUGAGGAACACCAUUCGCAUCCUAAGUACAAGUUCGAAUACGGUGUUAAGGACCAUAAGACCGGAGACCACAAGAGCCAGUGGGAACAUCGGGAUGGAGAUGUCGUGAAGGGACAGUAUACUCUGCAUGAAGCCGAUGGCACUGAGCGUAUUGUGGAAUACACUUCCGAUAAGCAUCAUGGAUUCCAAGCACAUGUGAAACGCGUUGGCCAUGCUCAUCAUCCACAAAUCUAUGGACAUCAUGAGGGCGGCUACGGAGGUGCUGAAGGUUCGUUUGGAGAGCAUGGACAUGGUCAUGGACAUGCCAGCAGCUAUGCGAACUCAAAUUUGCAUUCUUAUCAUCAUUAAUUGAAUGUUCUGUUAGACUGAUCUCAAUAUUUUUUCGUAUCUGUCGUUCGUCGCGCUUAUCUGUGUAAAUACAUUUCAAAUUUAUUCUCAA
Messenger RNA from Aedes aegypti (yellow fever mosquito), 590 nucleotides. RefSeq names its product adult-specific cuticular protein ACP-20. The coding region runs from base 62 to 499 and encodes 145 amino acids. The record is from RefSeq and is a predicted model, not a curated record. NCBI's taxonomy places the organism in Eukaryota, Metazoa, Arthropoda, Insecta, Diptera, Culicidae. Gene Ontology annotation, cellular component: extracellular matrix. The transcript is spliced from 2 exons.